Neltuma alba is the source of this 801-nucleotide messenger RNA. Its product is annotated as TMV resistance protein N-like. The record is from RefSeq and is a predicted model, not a curated record. NCBI's taxonomy places the organism in Eukaryota, Viridiplantae, Streptophyta, Magnoliopsida, Fabales, Fabaceae. Gene Ontology annotation, biological process: defense response. Bases 1 to 801 code for a protein of 266 amino acids. Gene Ontology annotation, molecular function: ADP binding. The transcript is spliced from 2 exons.
AUGGGGACAACUCUAAUCAAGAAAAUGCUUUGUAAGAAAAGAGUACUUAUUGUUCUUGAUGAUGUAAAUAAUGAUGAUCAGUUGAAAGCUUUAUGCGGAAAUCAUGAAUGGUUUGGUCGAGGUAGUAGAAUACUCAUCACUACUAGAGAUGAACGGCUACUCAAGAUCCUUGGAGUGGAAGAUCAUAAGAUAUACAACAUGAAAGAAAUGAAUGAUAGUGAAUCUCUUGAGCUUUUUAGUUGGCAUGCGUUUAAGCAACGAUUCCCUAAAAGAGAUUGUGUUGAAUUUUCAAGGAGGAUAGUUUCUUACUCAGGAGGUUUACCGCUAGCUCUUGAAGUUCUUGGCUCCUAUUUAUUUGAUAGGGAAGCAUUGAUAUGGGACAGUGUUCUAGAGAAACUACAACAAAUUCCAAAUGAUAAAAUACAUGAAAAGCUAAAAAUAAGUUAUGAGGGUUUGAGUGACCAAACAGAGAAAGAUAUAUUUCUUGAUGUAUGUUGUUUUUUUAUUGGGAAGGACAAAAGUUAUGCUACACAAAUAUUAAAUGGUUGUGGACUUAAUGCUGAUAUUGGAAUUAUUCGUCUGGUAGAGAGGAGCCUCAUAAAAGUUGGCAAGAAAAAUAAGCUUGAUAUGCAUGACUUACUACGUGAUAUGGGAAGACAUAUCAUUCGUGAGCACUCACCAGAGGAUCCUGAGAAGCGGAGCAGAUUAUGGUCUCAUGAUGAUGUGCUAGAUGUGCUAAGAAAUUGCACGGGAACAAUAGCGAUUAAGGGAUUGGCUUUAAACAUGUCAGCAAACAAUUAG